CGGCGGGGCGGGCCCCCGCCCUACCCUCACGCGGCUAUAAAGGGCGGCGGAGAGGCGCUGCGCCACCUCCUCACUGCGCGCCGGGCGGUUCGGAGGCAGCAGGAACAUCCCGAAGCGGUAAAGAUGGUGAAAGUCGGAGUCAAUGGAUUUGGCCGUAUCGGCCGCCUGGUUACCCGGGCUGCCGUCCUCUCUGGCAAAGUCCAAGUGGUGGCCAUCAACGAUCCCUUCAUUGAUCUGAACUACAUGGUUUACAUGUUCAAAUAUGACUCUACUCAUGGCCACUUCCGGGGCACUGUCAAGGCUGAGAAUGGGAAACUUGUCAUCAAUGGGAAUGCUAUCACCAUUUUCCAGGAGCGUGACCCCAGCAACAUCAAGUGGGCAGAUGCCGGUGCUGAAUAUGUUGUGGAGUCUACUGGUGUCUUCACCACCAUGGAGAAGGCCGGGGCUCACCUGAAGGGUGGUGCCAAGCGUGUGAUCAUCUCUGCCCCCUCUGCUGAUGCUCCCAUGUUCGUGAUGGGUGUCAACCAUGAGAAGUAUGACAAGUCUCUGAAAAUUGUCAGCAAUGCUUCCUGCACUACUAACUGCCUGGCGCCCUUGGCCAAGGUCAUCCAUGACAACUUCGGCAUUGUGGAGGGUCUCAUGACCACUGUCCAUGCCAUCACAGCCACACAGAAGACAGUGGAUGGCCCCUCUGGGAAGCUUUGGAGAGAUGGCAGAGGUGCUGCUCAGAACAUUAUCCCAGCAUCUACUGGAGCUGCUAAGGCUGUGGGAAAAGUCAUUCCUGAGCUCAAUGGGAAACUUACUGGAAUGGCUUUCCGUGUGCCAACCCCUAAUGUCUCUGUUGUGGACCUGACCUGCCGUCUGGAGAAGCCAGCCAAGUACGAUGACAUCAAGAGGGUAGUGAAGGCUGCUGCUGAUGGGCCCCUGAAGGGCAUCCUGGCGUACACAGAGGACCAGGUUGUCUCCUGUGACUUCAAUGGUGAUAGCCAUUCCUCCACCUUUGAUGCGGGUGCUGGCAUUGCACUGAACGACCAUUUUGUCAAGCUGGUUUCCUGGUAUGAUAAUGAAUAUGGAUACAGCAACCGUGUUGUGGACUUGAUGGUCCACAUGGCAUCCCAGGAGUAAGCUGAGCACACAGCCCCCCCCUGCUGCCUAGGGAAGCAGGACUCUCCUUUGUUGGAGCCCCUGCCCUUGUUCACCACCGCUUAGCUCUGCAUCCUGCAGUGAGAGGCCAGUUCUGUUCCCUUGUCUCCCCCACUCCUCCAACUUCUCCCCGAGCCUGGGGGAGGUGGAGAGGCUGAUAGAAACUGAUCUGUUUGUGUACCACCUUACAUCAAUAAAAGUGAUCACCAUCUGAAAA
This is a messenger RNA of Camarhynchus parvulus, 1360 nucleotides long. It is a transcript of the gene GAPDH, whose product is annotated as glyceraldehyde-3-phosphate dehydrogenase. The coding region runs from base 124 to 1125 and encodes 333 amino acids. The transcript is spliced from 12 exons. Gene Ontology annotation, molecular function: NADP binding; oxidoreductase activity, acting on the aldehyde or oxo group of donors, NAD or NADP as acceptor; NAD binding. The record is from RefSeq and is a predicted model, not a curated record. Gene Ontology annotation, biological process: glucose metabolic process. Lineage: Eukaryota; Metazoa; Chordata; Aves; Passeriformes; Thraupidae.